This is a messenger RNA of Hypoxylon fragiforme, 828 nucleotides long. RefSeq lists its product as uncharacterized. The transcript has a single exon. The record is from RefSeq and is a predicted model, not a curated record. Bases 1 to 828 code for a protein of 275 amino acids. NCBI's taxonomy places the organism in Eukaryota, Fungi, Ascomycota, Sordariomycetes, Xylariales, Hypoxylaceae.
AUGGACUCGGCGCGUCCCCCGCGCGAGGACGAUACCCUCUUCUACGAAACAAGACCCAACUACCGCGAUCGCGACCAUCCGUCGCACUGCCGGUGCCGCUAUUGCCGCUUCUACAACCCGGAUCCACUCAGAGACGACAGCCCCGAACCGUAUCGCAACCCUGCCGAGGUGCUAGCGCUGGGGCGACUGCGGAUCGGCCAGCACCAUCCAGGCAACCCUCAGGGCGGCGGUGGUGGCGGUGGCGGGAAGAAGAAGAAGAAGCACACCGUGACGAUCGAGGUCAACGGCCCGAAGCAGAGCAAAUCAAAGUCACCGGACACGUCUCCGUCCGCAGCGCCGGCGGCGGCGGCACCAACCACAACGACGACGACGACGUCGCCAACGCAGGUGCCGGCCCCGCAGCCCCGCUACGCCGAGAUGCUGUACCCAGAGAUAUACAUCUACCCGCUCUCGGCGCCGCACAUCACGUUCCCGGUCGUCAACUACAGCGUCCUGACCUCCCACCGGCCCCACCAACCCCCUCCCCGCCCAGCAAGGCGGCCCACAUGCUACCUCGCGAUCUGCCCCCCCUGCACCCGCCCAGCGGACAUCGCCGCGGCGCUGACGCCGCCCGGGUCCGGGUGCGUGGUCGUGGCGCGGCUGUCGAAGACGAAGACGACGGCGCCGCUGUCGGCGUUUGGGGGGGUGGAGGAGCUGAGGAGGGAGGCGAUUCAGCUGGAGGUUUGGGGGAAGGGGGAGGGGGGCUUGGAGGAGGAGAAAGGGGAGGAUGAGGGUGAGGGGGAUGGGGGUGGAGAGGAGGAAGAAGAGGAGGAGGGGAAGGAGGACUAG